GCCUUGAUACAUGUGGUUGUGGUUGUUGUAUUCUUGGUACCUUGUAUAAAUUCGCCUUGCAAUGGACUAUCAAUUCAGAAAUAUACAAAAGUGUAGAAUAUAGGGCCAACUUUUAUUAUUUUACAAAAAGGCUAAGCCGAAUAUCUUUUGAAGUAUUGGGGAAGCGCAAGCUCGCGGUAAUUGUUAAAGCAAUGAAGAAAUUGGAAGAUAUAAAAAAAGAGUUUCCACUGCAUUGGCUUGUAUGGAGCAACAGCGUCGAUGAGCUGAAAUGGGCGUUAAAAACGGACACGGUUGACAAGGAAAAAAUCGAUGCCCGUGGCCGAACACCUUUGAUGCUAGCCGUGAAAUUAUCACAUUUGCAAUGUGUAAAGUGCCUUUUAGCAGCAAAAUGUAAUGCCACCUAUGAAUACGAGGGAUGGUCAAUUGUGCAAGAAGCCGUAUGCUCCGGCGAUGAGGAUAUACUGACUGCCAUCAUUGAAGUACGCGAUUUGCAACGUCAUGUUCAACGGGUAACACAUGUUCCGAAAUUAUUACAACACCUUUUAGAUGCACCUGAUUUCUACAUUGAAAUGAAAUGGGAGUUUACAUCUUGGGUACCCCUCAUGUCUCGUCUUUGUCCGAGCGACACCUACAAAGUUUAUAAACGUGGAGCGAAUGUGAGAAUAGAUACCACAUUAUUAGGGUUUCAUAACAACUCCUGGCAACGAGGCAAUCGCUCUUAUAUCUUUAAAGGCGCAAAGGACUCUGCAACGAUGAUUGAGAUCGAUCAUGACACUCACGAAGUGAUUGAAGAACAAAUGAAUAGCGAAAUCGGAGAUAUAGUCGCAAUACCGCCUCCAAUUGGUGCUGUGCGCGGCCGCCUCAAUGCACCCGUCAUUACUAACAAUAUAGAAAUGGAAAAAAUCAGUUUUGAGCGGAAUAAAUCGGGAAUUUGGGGUUGGCGCAGCGAAAAGUCAGAGAUGGUGAAUGGAUACAAUUGCAAAGUUUAUGGCGCCAGCAACGUUGAGUUUAUAACGCGCACCCGAAUGGAUCACCUAAAUGAAGAUCAAAUUAAGAAUAAAUGUGCGAGGACACCAUUGCAUAGCUUUUUAGGGAUCGCUGACGACGAUUUAACAAAUUCUCACACUAAUGAAGGAAUAAUUGCCAAAGAUCGGACGCCGUCUCCAUCUAUUGGGAGUCCAUUACUAGAUCAAAGCCCUGAAAAUAGCACACCCGAAGAAAAUGCCAGUAUCAGCUCAGGCACAACGCCACCAAAACACGCUAUUACGGCAGAGGAGUAUUUUUCUCCCAAUGUCGAUUUGAAUGGACGUGACAUUGGACGACCAAAGAAAGUCACUACCAAGAUUCAGAGAUUUAAGGCUAAUCUAUGGCUCUCCGAAGAGUAUCCUAUGCGACUGCAAGAACAAGUUCUUCCUAUACUUGACUUAAUGUCUACUAUGGCAAGUCCACACGUAUCUAAACUGAAAGAUUUCAUUACCAUGCAGCUGCCCUCUGGUUUUCCAGUGAAAAUUGAAAUCCCACUCUUCCAUGUUUUAAAUGCAUGCAUCACGUUUGGAAAUGUAUUCGGCAUGACGGCUCCCGUUGAGAAUGUAACCACAAUUAAUGAAGACGAUCGCAUAACUUGCCUUGUCGACGACCAUUGUUUCGAUAUACCGAGCCAUUACGUCAACAGAGAUGCGGACACUCUUCGUCAAAUGCCUUUGGAUGAAGACGAUAUGUUGCAAUAUGCAAUUGAACAAAGUUUAGUGGAAACGACCUCCGGGGCUUCUGCUUCAAAUACAGCUGAGGACACCGAUAAAGUGGAUAUAUGGGAGGCAUUGCGUGGUCAAGGGGUAGAUGGAAUUCCAGAGGAAGACGAACAGUUGCAGAGGGUACUGCAAGAGUCGUUGUGUGGUGCCGCAAAUAAUACAGGAUCGCCAGCUACCGAUGAUGACGAUGGUGGUUUUAGCUAUAUGGAUCCUGAUCUUGCGAUUGCUUUACAGCUUAGCCGACAGGAUCAGCAGCAGUAUGAAAUUGAGUUACAGCGUGAACAGGAAAUGAUUGAACAGGCGUUAAAGCUUAGCUUACAGUAGAACUAAGUCAAUUUUGACCAUACAAAAUAUUGUGUUGAAUAUAUAUUUAUAUAUCUAUCCAUAUGAUCGAACUUCGAAAUAUUUUCAAUAUCAAUCAUUAAUCCCUGCAGGGAAACAUAUACUCUAUUGAGAAUGGUAGAGGAAUACAUAUGUAUAUCAAAGAACCGAACUAUUAAAACCUUGAAGUCAAAUAACUUUGUAAUUAGCAAUAUUUUUAAAACAUCUGUAAAUCAACAACUGUCCGUUUAACGUGGUAAAAAUUGUUCAAACGUGUCUUCUACGGUACUUUUUUUCAAAAUAUCGCAUGUAAUAUAUAGUGCAUAAGUAUAUUUCUUAUAGAUCUUCUAUACCUUAUUACUAUAUGAAUUUUUUAUAUUAUACAGAGACAUUUCAAAAAGCUUUCCGUACUAGCGUACAAUAAACUAAUCAUAAAUUCACCACUCUUAAAUAAAAGUGUCUCGUUUAGUAAUUUUAUAUAUGUACAUAUGCAUGUGAUUCUUCAUAUUUAUUUGUAAGCUUAUCCUAUCCUCAGUUACAAAUGCAAAAAUACAUCGUGGAGCUAUACAUAAGAACAAUUUAA
Rhagoletis zephyria (snowberry fruit fly) is the source of this 2652-nucleotide messenger RNA. RefSeq names its product ankyrin repeat domain-containing protein 13D. The record is from RefSeq and is a predicted model, not a curated record. Gene Ontology annotation, molecular function: protein binding. Gene Ontology annotation, cellular component: cytoplasm. NCBI's taxonomy places the organism in Eukaryota, Metazoa, Arthropoda, Insecta, Diptera, Tephritidae.